AUGGACUUGGUGCGGGACGGCCUGAACAGCGUGGGUGAUGUGCAUGGUACCAACUUCAAGAUGAAGACGGGCUUCACACCUGACAAGGCCAACGACGCCCAGGACAAAACCUUCUUCAAUCUGAACAAUCCGACUGAGCAGGAUCGGUUUCAUUGGAACUACACAUAUGAGGCCAACAGCACACAAAACCCUCAGUACAAGUACACCUUUCCGGGUGGAACGGCGUGGCUCAGGCUCUUCAAGCCGAAGGUGCAUGCGUGGCUCGGGUUUACGAUGAACCUGAGUAGUCAUAUGCCGGACAUCACGCAAGCUCUUGCACUGACUCGUGGCUCCCGUGCUUCAGGCUUUGCAGACCUAGACCUGGACAUUGGCACAGCUGCAGACUUUGACGAAGACAGGUCGGGAUCUGCGUCAAGGACCGUCUGCAGCACUGCUCCUGAGCAGGUCUUCAUCCGUGCUUCACAACAUGCUAGACGUCUUUCCUAUUCCGAUCCUCAGCAAGCUGAAGUCUCGACCCCAGCGAUCUCACACGAUGACGCCGAAGUCGAAUCAGAGUUUCCAAGAGGACAGAUACGGCGCAGUUUAUGCGCCCCUUCACCUUUCACAUAG
Symbiodinium sp. CCMP2592 is the source of this 609-nucleotide messenger RNA. Lineage: Eukaryota; Dinophyceae; Suessiales; Symbiodiniaceae. The record is from the annotation of a GenBank genome assembly.